AUGAUACCUGGUUACGGUGCCGUGACUCAAGCCCUUUUGGGGACUCUUCUGACGUGGGGUCUUACAGCUGUUGGAGCCGGUUGUGUAUUUUUUAUCAGAGGAAAACAUAGGAAGUUACUUGAUGUGUCUCUUGGCUUUGCUGCUGGGGUCAUGACGGCGGCUUCAUACUGGUCGCUACUAGAACCUGCUAUAGAAAUGUGUGAAAAAUCCGGUACUUAUGGAGAACAUGGACAGUACGCUUUCGUGCCUGUCGCAGCUGGGUUUUUAUUUGGAGCAGUGUUUGUAUUUGGCACAGACAAAUUUUUGGAUUAUUUAGGCAUUAAUUCAACUAACAUGAUGAUAACUAUUACAAAGAGUAAAGAGUCCAAAGAAAAGCUUGAGGAUUUAGAAAUGAUGACAGCUCUAAACCGGCAACCCUCAAAUCCCACCAGUGUUGUGACAUUAGAACAACCUGUCGAAUUUGCUGAUUGUAUCAGUAAUCAGCAUACGGCGCAAAGAAGACGACCUCACCAUAACUCGCACCAUUCUUUGAAGGGCGGCGAUGGUGACGUGGACGAGAGGCGGGACAGCGUAGCGCGCGCGCUGGAGGCACGCCAGUCGCAGUGGAAGCGGAUCAUGCUGCUGGUGGUCGCCAUCACCGUCCACAACAUCCCCGAGGGCCUGGCGGUGGGCGUGUCCUUCGGCGCCGCCGCCACCUCCUCCGAGGCCUCGUUCCAGAGCGCUCGG
Molecule: messenger RNA, 726 nt
Organism: Iphiclides podalirius (scarce swallowtail)
Lineage: Eukaryota; Metazoa; Arthropoda; Insecta; Lepidoptera; Papilionidae
Source: the annotation of a GenBank genome assembly